GAUUACUGCCCCAGGCCAUCAUCUCUUUCGCGCCAUUCUAUUGUUCACAUUUCAGUAUAUAAAAGCUCUCGCAAGGUUCACAGACUUGCCUGAUCGAUUCGAAGCUCGCAACGAUGACGGACGGUCACCUAUUCAACAAUAUUUCUCUUGGUGGUCGCGGUGGCACUAAUCCAGGUCAACUCAGGGUUCAUUCAGGAGGCAUAUUGUGGAAAAAACUAGGAGGUGGGAAAGCUGUUGAAGUAGAUAAGACUGAUAUCGUUGGCCUCACCUGGAUGAAGGUACCCCGUACUAAUCAGCUGGGGGUCAGAAUUAAAGAUGGUUUAUACUACAAAUUCACUGGGUUCCGUGACCAGGAUGUGGCUACCCUUAGCAGUUUUUUUCAGAAUGCUUGUGGGAUAACACCUGAAGAGAAACAGCUUUCUGUCAGUGGGAAAAACUGGGGUGAAGUUGAUCUAAAUGGGAAUAUGCUGACUUUUCUGGUUGGUUCAAAGCAAGCAUUUGAGGUGUCUUUAGCAGAUGUCUCCCAAACACAACUUCAAGGGAAAAAUGAUGUCCUUUUGGAGUUUCAUGUGGAUGACACAACUGGAGCUAAUGAGAAAGAUUCACUGAUGGAGAUAAGUUUCCACAUACCUAAUUCCAACACUCAGUUUGUUGGUGAUGAAAAUCAUCCUCCUGCUCAGGUCUUCCGUGACAGAAUCAUGUCAAUGGCAGAUGUUGGUGCAGGCGGUGAAGAAGCUGUUGUUAUGUUUGAUGGAAUUGCAAUUCUCACUCCCAGGGGCCGAUACAAUGUUGAACUUCAUCUUUCAUUUUUACGGCUUCAAGGGCAAGCAAAUGACUUUAAAAUCCAGUAUAGCAGUGUUGUUCGUCUCUUUUUACUGCCCAAGUCCAACCAACCACAUACCUUCGUUAUUGUUACUCUUGACCCACCCAUCCGUAAAGGCCAAACUCUCUAUCCGCAUAUUGUAUUACAGUUUGAGACAGACUAUGUAGUGGAAAGCACCCUAUCCAUGAAUGAUGAUCUUUUGCAUACCAAAUAUAAGGACAAGCUGGAACCAUCUUAUAAGGGCCUGAUUCAUGAAGUUUUCACAUUGAUAUUGCGUGGCUUGUCUGGCGCCAAAGUUACUAGACCAGGAAAGUUCCGCAGCUGUCAAGAUGGCUAUGCAGUAAAGUCUUCAUUGAAAGCUGAAGACGGUCUCUUGUAUCCACUUGAAAAAAGCUUCUUCUUUUUACCCAAGCCUCCAACCCUAAUUCUUCACGAAGAGAUUGACUAUGUGGAAUUUGAGAGGCAUGCUGCUGGAGGCUCAAACAUGCAUUACUUUGAUCUUCUUAUCAGAUUGAAGACUGAGCAAGAGCAUCUCUUCAGGAACAUUCAGAGAAAUGAAUAUCACAAUCUUUUUGACUUCAUCAGUGGGAAAGGUUUGAAAAUCAUGAAUCUGGGAGGUGUCCAAACUGCAGAUGGUGUUGCUGCUGUUUUGCAGAAUGACGACGACGAUGCGGUUGAUCCCCAUCUUGAGCGGAUUAAGAAUCAAGCAGGUGACGAUGAGAGUGAUGAGGAGGAUGAAGAUUUUGUUCUUGACAAGGAUGACGAAGGCUCACCUACGGAUGAUUCUGGGGGAGAGGAAUCUGAUGUGAGCGAGAGUGGAGAUGUGAAAGAGAAACCUGCCAAAAAGGAGUCCAAGAAGGAGCCUUCUUCGAAGGCUUCCUCUAGUAAGGGCAAGUCUAAAGAUGGUGAUGAAGAUGGUUCAAAGAAGAGGAAACAGAAGAAGAAGAAGAAGGAUCCCAAUGCACCAAAGAGGGCCAUGUCUGGUUUCAUGUUCUUCUCACAGAGUGAAAGGGAGAACAUCAAGAAAAGUAAUCCUGGAAUUUCAUUCACUGAUGUGGGGAGGGUUCUCGGAGAUAAAUGGAAAAAGAUGUCAGCUGAGGAGAAAGAACCAUAUGAAGUGAAGGCCCGUGCGGAUAAAAAGCGCUACAAGGAUGAGAUCAGUGGUUACAACAACCCUCAGCCUAUGAACAUAGAUUCGGGAAAUGAAUCUGACAGUGCAUAGUUUUAGAGAUUGUUUCUUGUCAUGCCAAGAGCGGGUGCUAUAGCUUGGGGGGUAUUCAGAGGAGGUUAAUGAUGUUUUCUGCAAUUCUUAUGUUGUACCAGCUUUCCCCUGGUUGAUAUACCUUUGCCUUAAAUUGCUCCUUUUAGAGUAUAGAAUGCCUAAUUGUCUGGUUGGUACCCGGAGCUAUAUUAAGGUAAAAAUGAAGAAAGGGGCAAUUCAGAAAUUUUACUAGUUCA
Messenger RNA from Diospyros lotus (date-plum), 2281 nucleotides. Its product is annotated as FACT complex subunit SSRP1. The transcript has 16 exons. Gene Ontology annotation, cellular component: FACT complex; nucleus. The coding region runs from base 114 to 2045 and encodes 643 amino acids. The record is from RefSeq and is a predicted model, not a curated record. Gene Ontology annotation, molecular function: nucleosome binding; DNA binding; histone binding. NCBI's taxonomy places the organism in Eukaryota, Viridiplantae, Streptophyta, Magnoliopsida, Ericales, Ebenaceae.